AUCCAGAAGAGGAAGAAGGAGGAGGCAGAAAGAGAGGAAGGUUUUUAAAAGGGUGUGUUUCUACUGUUUGAGAGUCUGAGGCAACUACAGGACACAGCCUCACAUGUCGUGAGCGGAGUUUUGCUGAGGAUCAAAACAGAUUCACACUGUUCAGUUUGAUCAGAUGUGUGGAGAUGGAGCACAGCAGCAGUGUGAGCGACUUUCAGCAGCUGUGGGGAGGUUGGACCAUCCUGGUGAACUACCUCUACAGUGACCCCAGGGUAUCCCAGCUGAUGAACACAAGAAUCGGGCAGUACCUCAGAAGCCACCCUGCCUUAUCUCUGGCAGUGUUGCUGUUCAGCGCCAUGGCUGCACUGCCUGUUGGCCUUUUCCUCACUUUUGCUCUUGUGACCAUUAUUAUGUCGGCAGUAUGUUUUGUUUUCUUUGAGGCGUUCCUGUUGUUUGUAGGAGGCUUGAGUCUGCUGUGUGUGCUCUCCGGCAUCGCCCUCUUCUCUGUCGUGGUUUCAUUCAUUGCUAAGGUGUUUUAUAUCACUGUCUCCAACUUCCUCAAAUACUAUUACCCACAUCUGACACAGGAAGGUAAACUCCAGGGGAAGGAGAGUGAAACAGAAGAGCAUGACUGACAAAAAUAAAGUAGCUUGAUCCUCCUUCUCUCUUGUGUACAGAGUGAGCGUACAGAGGCCUUAUAUCAGCACUACUGAAACUUGAUGGAUGGGAUUCAGACAACCCUUGAAUGUAAUGGAGGGCAGCUUGAGUCUGAUAUCUGCAGAUCUUAACGGAUUUUCUAAGGACAAAGACUCCCUGGUGGUUACUGUAUCUUUUAUAUAUGGUCCAGUAAGUGUAAAAUGUCUACAAGAGCCAAAGCUAAUGUGACUACUCUUUCAACUGCCUUAACUGUCAAAUAUUGAAGGUGUAUUUAAAUCUGACCCAUACAUAUCUUGAAAUGCUUAUUUCAAGUACUAAAGUAAAAGAGGAAAAUGUUGUGUAAAUGUGAAAAUGUGCACUUUAUCCAAAAAGGUCUAUUGCCUAUCAGGCAAAAAAAUCAAAAAUCAUCACAAAUGAUAAUGAAUGCACUACAAAAUAAAUGUUGCAUGUUUGUUUGCUGUUACUGUAAAAGAGGACAAUGUACAUUUCUAAUACGGCUUUGAAUAAAUGCUCAUUGACUCUCA
Messenger RNA from Larimichthys crocea (large yellow croaker), 1169 nucleotides. RefSeq names its product promethin. The transcript has 5 exons. The record is from RefSeq and is a predicted model, not a curated record. The coding region runs from base 174 to 623 and encodes 149 amino acids. Lineage: Eukaryota; Metazoa; Chordata; Actinopteri; Sciaenidae.